AUGUCAGAAAUUGGAGAAGCAAUGCGUGUUUUUCGAAAUACCAAAAGACCCCGUCUCAGAGUAAGAGCAUGUCUUCUUUAUCAAUCCACCAAACCUAACAUCCUCAGACGAAUUGAAGGCGUCGAGUCUGAGAUCCAAUAUCUCCGAAGACAACUAGAUGAAAUGCGCGAUCUACUCAAAGAGAGCCACUCCCACUCCAUCCCCGAAUCUGGAGUAACACACUCCCCAAGCCAAGAUCGGCAGCAAGUUUGUCGCGAGAGCGCUUGCGGCUCAUCACGCUCCCACCAUCAUCAUUCAGAGGUUCAUACACAAGAGGGUCUUUCAAGUGUACCUACCGAUAGCCCCGCUGGUUAUCCCAGCCACUCAAAUAACCAUCAAUAUCAAAGGCCCAUGCCGGGGUCCAUGCCAGGGUCCAUGCCAACCCUCUCUCCAAAUAAGCUUCCAGUCCAGUCGGUCUACCGGCCAUCUAAUCAGAUUAUUACUCGGCCGCCUAAGAGGAAACGCUCUGGGUUUGAGGUUCGAGAUGAACCUAUUGCCGACUUUAUUGAUAAGGGGCUUAUCACGCUUGAAUGUGCCGUGUCUUAUUUUGAUACCUUCUUUGGGGGAUGUGAUAGGUAUAUCCCGAUUUUCGACCCUCAAUACGACACUUUCGACUCCAUCCGAUCUCGAAGUAGUAUCCUCCUCAACGCAAUAUGUACCAUUGGCUGCAUGGUCGAGUCUAGAUCCGGCGGACCAAUGUCCGACCUUCUGCAUUCCGAGCUCAAAAGAUGGAUCAACGUCAUAAUCCAGAACAAAGAACUAAACUCCCUCGAAUCAAUCCAAGCAAUGCUCGUCGUUGCUUGCUAUUCCGCUGAACGCUCCUUAAUAUUAUCGUUCGCUACUCGGAUGGCGCUGGAUCUGGGACUCCAUGAGGCUUUUGAUGAAUUGACUCAGCGGCUGGCCCUUCAAAAUGAAGAUAUAGCUUAUGCUUUGCCUCAUCAGAUGUUUGAAGAGGAAAAAGCUCUUAUGUGGAAGGCGAGGACAUGGUUCGGACUCUUGGUUCUUGAACAUAUAUUCCGUGUCGAUGGAGGGAAACCGCCUGGUAUUCGGCUCAAAGGAAAUGCUCGUCGCUGUCGGGUUUUGCUUAGCCAUCCGUCAUCGACGAUUUUGGAUUUAAGGCUAUUUUCUCAAGUCGAGUUGAAUAUUCUCAGAGUGUCUAAUAUGCUUCCGAUAGCCAACGUCGGCGAUACAAUAGGAGGAAAUACAUCGCUCGAUGGACAAAGCAUAGCAGAUUACGUUCAUGACAUGAAAAUUGAGCUAGAUUUAUGGUUCGACUGCGUCGCCGCAGCCGAAGAAAAGCCAUCCCUACUAGUCGCCCUUCGAGUGCAAAAAUGCUGGGCAGAAAUGAUGCUCAACUGUAAAGCACUGCGAUCCAUGGGCGUUGAGAACGUAGCUGCCAUGUCCAUCACAGAGCGAACAAUCCUCCUCACAGCCAAAGCCAGUGCGCGCCGACAUCUGCGGCUCAUAAUCGUCAAUCCGGACUUCUACCUCGCGAAGCUGAAAUACGCAAUGGACUUCGUCUGGGCAAAGUGCGCAUUUUCAUUCCUGCUUCUGUUAAAAUUAUCUCGUCUUCUUCCUGAGCGUGACGAAGAGUACCAAGAGCUUCUGGAACACGGUAAUAGACUCGUCGACGAGCUGAGUAAAGCCGGUGCGGGUGGAACUCAGUCUGGGGCUGGGAAUAUUUAUCUCCAAAUCUUGAAGGUCAGUAUUGAGAAGUAUGGGCGUGCGUUGAUGGAAACGCAACAGCCUGGCUCGGAUGGUCCUACGGCUACGUCGCCGUUUUGGGAGUUGUUUGAUGCUCAGGCGGAUCUGCAGUGGUUUGUGCCUGAGCAGUUUGUUUCUGAGUGGGACUUCCCGGGGCUAAAUUUGUUUUAUUUUCCUACUGCUUGGCAGGAUUUCUUUGGAGAUUUCUCUUUGGCAAUGUAG
Penicillium soppii is the source of this 1965-nucleotide messenger RNA. RefSeq lists its product as uncharacterized. Gene Ontology annotation, molecular function: DNA-binding transcription factor activity, RNA polymerase II-specific; transcription cis-regulatory region binding; zinc ion binding. Bases 1 to 1965 code for a protein of 654 amino acids. Lineage: Eukaryota; Fungi; Ascomycota; Eurotiomycetes; Eurotiales; Aspergillaceae. Gene Ontology annotation, cellular component: nucleus. Gene Ontology annotation, biological process: regulation of DNA-templated transcription; DNA-templated transcription. The record is from RefSeq and is a predicted model, not a curated record. The transcript has 9 exons.